Messenger RNA from Brassicogethes aeneus, 1737 nucleotides. The record is from the annotation of a GenBank genome assembly. Lineage: Eukaryota; Metazoa; Arthropoda; Insecta; Coleoptera; Nitidulidae.
UUUAACUGUCAUUAGAAUUUAACGGUUUAGAUUUUGUUUGAAUAUCGGCGAAGUUUAAUAAUCUGUGAGUUUGUGUUUUCUGUUAAAAAUUGAGUGUUGAAAAAAAUAAAAGUGAAUAUGAAUGAAAAAGACAGUGUAAAAAGAAGGUUAGUUAGCAGAAAAAAGGCGCCUGAGGUGAAACAAACAUUAACAAGUUAUAGAAGACUUCUUAACGCAAAUCCAAUUUUGCAAUAUCAAAUUGAAGGUAAACCUUUACCUGUAAUUAAAUCUAAAGAGCCAGAAAACUUGCCGCAAACCAUUAAUUGCAGUAAAAACUUCAAUAAUGUAUCCAAAGUAUCCAAUUAUUCAAUUAAAAAAGACACUUUUAAAAAACCCAUAAUCAAUCCAAAAAUAGAACCCAGUAAUACCAAGAGCACAGUCAAAAAUAGAUACCCAAAUUAUUUAAAAUUUUCAUCAAAUUUACAAAAGAAGAACAAUGUGCAACAAUGGUCAAUGACUAAUAACAAGCGUAGAUCUAAAUCAGUAGAAAACUUGACUUCACAGUCAUUGAAAAAUAUAAAUAUUAAAAGCACUACAUUUGAAACAGAAAAAAAAACGUCCAAUGUCAAUUUACAACAAUCUAUAACCACUAGUAAAAAGCGUUUAUCUAAAUCAGCAGAAAACAUAAAUAAUGAUGAAAGCAUUGUUUUUAAAACGCCUUCUGCAUACGAAAGAAGAAGCCUAGCAUGUAAAACUCCCAUGUCAACUAACAGAAAGUCACUAUUUAAUCAUUGUUCAACACCGAGACUACCAACCCAUGCUGAGCUACAGGAAAGGCUGAACAAAUGGUUAUUAAAACGGGGCAAAAGUCUCAGCACUUACACUCAUCUUAAAUGUUUUGGAUCCCAUGGGCAAAAGAAGGGUGAACAAAUCGAUGAGGAGAAUAAGGAAAAUAUUGAAGUUAAAGAUGAGGGAAGCUACGAGGAUUUGUUGAUUAUAUCUAAAGAGGAAACUGUCAGUGAGCAUGAAAGUGAAGAACUUGCAAAAACAGCUUUGUUGGAUCUACAUCAACUUAUUUUGGAGGGGUACAAUUUAAAUCAGUGUGAGUGUUGGUUACAAGUUAUUAAACAAAAAUACACAAAUCUGGACAAGGAUCCUCAAUAUUGGGAGUGUAGGGCAGCUAUAGAGGAAGCUAGAGGAAAUAUUAGUCAGGCAGUUGAAUAUUUUCAAAAUGCCAUUGUUACUGGAGCAGAUGUCAAAUCUGUGGAUCAAUCUUUGGACCAACUUUUGGAAAAGUUUAGUUUGUUAGAUAUUAACACUGGCAUAACAGAAGAGAAAAAAAUGAGGGGUCAUUCUAGAAUAGUACAAGAUGCUAGAAACAUUUUUAAAUCUUCCAUAAUAAAAUUUGCUAUUCAAGAAAAAUCAUUGCAACAAAGGAAAAAUGAAACUGACAAAAAACUUGUGGUGACUCCUGUUAGAAGAAGUACAAGACUUUCACGAUCGAACUAUGUCUCAACCCCAGGAGUGCAGCUAUAUUCAUCACUAAGAGAAAUCAGUGAUGAUGUUAGUUUCCAAAGCAACAAUGCAUUAUGUUAGGUUAAAAUAACGAAAAUAUUUAUUUAAAUGUUUAAGAUGGCAAAGAGCCAAUGUUUAUAUUUUUUAUAAUUUAGAAUUAAUGUGAUCCAAAUUUUCAGUCUUAAAAAUGGAUUUAUUUUUGUUAAAUGGUUUAAUAUACAGUGUGACUAUAGUCACUUAAGU